Babjeviella inositovora NRRL Y-12698 is the source of this 633-nucleotide messenger RNA. RefSeq names its product gamma-glutamylcyclotransferase. The coding region runs from base 1 to 633 and encodes 210 amino acids. NCBI's taxonomy places the organism in Eukaryota, Fungi, Ascomycota, Pichiomycetes, Serinales. The transcript has a single exon. Gene Ontology annotation, molecular function: gamma-glutamylcyclotransferase activity; glutathione specific gamma-glutamylcyclotransferase activity. Gene Ontology annotation, biological process: glutathione catabolic process. Gene Ontology annotation, cellular component: cytoplasm. The record is from RefSeq and is a predicted model, not a curated record.
AUGUGGGUGAUUGGCUACGGCUCUCUUAUUUACAAGCCCCCUCCAUUCACCCAGCACAAGGUCAGCGGGUAUCUCACUGGUUUUAUCCGUCGAUUCUGGCAAUCAUCCUCAGACCACAGAGGCACUCCCGAGUCGCCCGGCCGUGUGGUUACCUUGAUUCCGUCCUCUGAUCUCCAGCGAAACCCUGAUCUCAUGGACACCUACCAUGACCCUGCCCAUUUACACGUUUCCGCGGUAGCGUACUACAUUGCUCCCGAAAACGUGGCGGAAGUGUCUGACUAUCUCAACGUCCGUGAGCAAGACGGCUAUUCUAUCCACCACGUGCCGUUCUACGUUUCUGCCGCCGCGGCGUCCGAUCCAGAGCUCAGCAAACUCCUCGCUUCACUUCCGAUCCACCCAGAAACCGGCGAAAAGUUUAUCCAGUCGAUGAUUUACAUCGGUACUAUUGACAAUGAAUCGUUUGUGGGGCCCGAAAGCAUGGAGCAAACGGCCACCGUGAUACGAACCUCGGUGGGACCUCUGGGGCCAAAUGUAGAGUAUUUGGUGAAUCUACACGAAGCUGUGAAAGAGUUGGCAGGGGAUUUAGACGGCGAUGCCUAUUUGAAGGCGUUGGUAGAAUGUGUGAAGAGCUAG